Messenger RNA from Gymnogyps californianus (California condor), 1909 nucleotides. RefSeq names its product synaptojanin 2 binding protein (gene SYNJ2BP). The record is from RefSeq and is a predicted model, not a curated record. The coding region runs from base 124 to 573 and encodes 149 amino acids. NCBI's taxonomy places the organism in Eukaryota, Metazoa, Chordata, Aves, Accipitriformes, Cathartidae. Gene Ontology annotation, molecular function: protein binding. The transcript is spliced from 4 exons.
CGCGGCGCGGCCGGCCGCGGACUACAACUCCCAGCGCUCCGCGGCGCGGCCCUCCGGCGGCGGCGGCGGCCGAGGAAACGAAAGCGGCUGCCCCGGGAGCCGACUUCACCUUCAGGCCGCAGCAUGAACGGCAGCGCGGCGGGCGGCGGUGGAGGCGGCUUUUCCGAGGAGGUCAUCAGCCUCACCCGCAGACCCUCAGGGCUGGGCUUCAACAUUGUUGGUGGGACAGAUCAGCAGUACGUUUCCAAUGACAGCAGCAUCUAUGUCAGCCGGAUCAAAAAGGAUGGGGCAGCUUACCUUGAUGGCCGAUUACAAGAAGGAGAUAAAAUUUUAGCGGUCAAUGGCAGAGACUUGAAGGAUUUGCGGCACAAGGAUGCUGUGGAACUGUUCAGGAAUGCAGGCUAUGACGUGUCUCUGAAAAUUCAGCGCAGGUUGCAGCCACAAAAUGGCCCUGUGGGUCAUCGAGGUGAUGGAGAAUCAGGUGGGCUUCCUCUAGCAGCCAUUCUUGUGCCAGGCGUGGCACUUGCUGCGGCAGCGAUCUGGAUCUUGCUGAGGUAUCGACAGCGGAUGUGAAGAGUUCACGUUUUGGAUAUCACUGCGUAUUUUACACAGCUAUGAUGUAAUUUAAAGAUAGAGAAUCAACGAUCUUGUCACAGACUGAUGUCAAAAAGGAUCAUUGCCUAUCAUAAAGCUGCUGCUGAUGUUCUUUAUGUAUUGAUUUUGUUGCAAGGUGGAUGGAAGCAGAGAGGAAGAGGGAAAGGGAGAUGCCUGUUCAUGUGUAGAGUGGGAUAGCUGUUUUUUUGACUAAUCUGAGGAGGUUUUGCCAUCCCUCUCUAUUUUGCACCAUGAACUUUCAAACACACUCAUCUAUUCCAUGUUUUAAGAUGUGACUUUUGGUUAAAGGGAGUUGGGGUUGGGGUGGUUUUAAAUCAAAAACAUUUACUAGAGGCUUUGCCUUCUUUCCACUGAAUUUUUCUUGAAACUAAUGAUCCCUGUCUGAACCAUGAAUAAAGAGAAGCAAUGUGGAGGGUAUAUUAUUUUUUCCAUUGAAUUUUUGUUGGUUGUUGCUAAAUAAAUGCCUUAAGAAAAAUGUAUAAAAUCUAAUCUGUGGCUUCACAGGUAAAAUCAUCAGUAUAGCUGCUGAUUUAACAGUAAAUGCAGUGUUGGCGAGGUAUUCUACCAGUUCUGGAAAGACAGAAGAUAGCCUGCUGCUAGAAAAAGACUUUGAUUGUCAGAAUGACUGCUCAUUCUUGGGUCAGAGUUGUAAGAGAAAGCUUUCCACAAAACGCUAGCAUACCGGAGAGAGACAGGCAGACAAUUGAAUCACAAGGAUAAGCAGUGGCAAGAGGUUUGGUCAUGCUGAAGCUGCAGAAGAGUCUUUAAAUUAGUAAUGAAGCAAUAGUCCCUACAUCCGUCAAGUGGGUUGAAGCCUGCAUCUCUCAGGUUAAAGGUCUGUUUGGGGGGGUAUUUUUUGCACGGGGAAUACUUCUGUAGCAGCUAACUUGCUCUCUGCAGUCAAAAAAUCUUAGGAUGAUUGAAAAGGAGAAGCUGAGAGCAGGCUGGGAUUGUCCUGGCUAUUGCUUGUUUGUGAAGACUGACGAGAUGUUCAGGAGAUAGACUGGCAGGUGUAAGCCAGGGCAAGGCUUAGCGAGUAAAACCAAGGGGAGAGACCCUUGCUCUGGAAAGCGUGUUGCUGAAUUUAUCUGCAGGGUCUCAUCUCCUCACUGUGAUUUGAAUGGUUUUAAAUGCCCCAGCUGACAUGAGCUCUGUGGGGUAAGACCUGUUUCUCUUGUCUCCAAAAAAUCAAUGUGUUUUGUUGUUUUUGUAAAAGAAAAGCAAAAUGCAUGGUCUGGUCUGUAUGAUGCCAAAAAAGAAAAAAAAUCACAUAUGCAAUAUAUGUAUUCAAACA